Messenger RNA from Penicillium cataractarum, 1119 nucleotides. RefSeq lists its product as uncharacterized. The coding region runs from base 1 to 1119 and encodes 372 amino acids. Gene Ontology annotation, cellular component: cytoplasm. NCBI's taxonomy places the organism in Eukaryota, Fungi, Ascomycota, Eurotiomycetes, Eurotiales, Aspergillaceae. The transcript has a single exon. The record is from RefSeq and is a predicted model, not a curated record.
AUGGACAAAAUACAAUUCCUCGGCAACGAGGCCAUUCAUCAGUUAUUGAUAAAUCUCACGAAAGAUGAGGCAAUCACAUUCCGGAAUGUUAUCGAGAAAACUUUCGAAGACUUUUCUGUCGCUGGCGAGCGUCAGUAUCAGCCCGAUCCUACCUCCGCUACUCGGCCCAAUGGCCAACGGACACUUUUUCGCCCUUUCACAUCGGAUUUGAGGGUCGGUGCUAAGAUUGUCAUCGAGGCGGGCACUGGACCCGACGGCAAGAAAAUACCUCUGCACGGUGUCCUAAUCCUCAUCGACGGACAGGGCAACCCCACCGGCGUGCUAAGCGCCGAGGAAGUGACUGGCUACCGGACAUCCAUGAACGCAAUGGUGCCCUUCUCUUGGCGGAACCACGUUGACAAUAUUGUUAUCUUUGGCGGUAGAAUGCAGGCUUUGUGGCAUACACGUCUGAUACUGACCCUGAGAGGAUCCGAAGUUAAGACCAUCACCUUUGUGAAUCCUUCUAAGGAUCGGGUCGAUAAGCUUAUUGAAACGGUCUUGCAAGAGAACGAAGCUCGUUGGAAAUCCAAGUGUACUUUUCACUUCAUCGAUACCACUGCUUCGGAUUAUCAGGAACAAGUCAAGAAACGCCUAAGUGACACCGACUGCGUCUUCUGCACCACUCCUUCUCGGAAGCCUUUAUUUCCUGCCAAUUAUUUGACUGAGCGGCGUCACUCCAUCCGUCAACCGUUUGUCUCUGCCAUUGGGUCCUGGCAGUCGGACAUGAUUGAGUUGGAUCCCGCAUUGCUACACUAUGCCAUAACCGCCGAGGGUGUGUAUAACCCUUGUAGUGGUGAGGGCAAGGGAGUAUUGCUUGUCGACGACCUGCAGUUUGCUCUUGAGAAUUCUGGAGAGAUUGUUCAGAGCAAACUCACGGCGAACGAUCUAGUUGAGCUCGGCCAAAUAAUCGCUUUGAUGAGCGGCAAGAUAAAACCUCUGAAUGACCAGCAAGUUCUGCAGACAAAUCAAUUUGUCUCCCAAGGCUUUGUGGUGUACAAAAGCGUUGGUGUGAGUCUCACGGACUUGACAACAGCCAAUGCCAUUUUGGCGCUUAACGAGAAGAAGAACUGUAGUUUGUGA